This is a messenger RNA of Danio aesculapii, 2609 nucleotides long. Its product is annotated as peroxisomal acyl-coenzyme A oxidase 1-like. Gene Ontology annotation, cellular component: peroxisome. Lineage: Eukaryota; Metazoa; Chordata; Actinopteri; Cypriniformes; Danionidae. The coding region runs from base 84 to 2066 and encodes 660 amino acids. The transcript has 14 exons. Gene Ontology annotation, molecular function: FAD binding; fatty acid binding. Gene Ontology annotation, biological process: fatty acid beta-oxidation using acyl-CoA oxidase; very long-chain fatty acid metabolic process; lipid homeostasis. The record is from RefSeq and is a predicted model, not a curated record.
AGCCAGAGUUGAAACGUUAUAUAAGAAAAAAAGGACACAAAGCAGAACGCACGUAGGUCGAAAGAAAGUCCAACGCAAUAGUCAUGAAUCCUGAUAUUAGCCGUGAACGAGAAAAUGCGUCUUUUAACCUGGAGAUUCUUACUAACGUGCUGGACGGUGGAGCGGAAAAGACAAACAGGAGGAGAGAAAUAGAGUCUCUGGUUAUUGGAGAUCCAGAUUUCCAGCAUGAAGACCUGAACUUUCUCUCCCGAAGUGAGAGAUAUGAUGCAGCAGUGCGGAAGAGUGCACAGAUGAUCCUGAAACUUAGGGAAUAUGGUAUCUCUGAUCCAGAGGAGAUCUACUCCUAUAAGACCUGUGUGCACCGAGGGCGUCCAGAGCCCCUUGACCUACACUUGGGGAUGUUCCUGCCGACGUUAUUGAACCAGUCUUCACCUGCACAGCUUGAAACUUUCUUCAUGCCAGCAUGGAACUUGGAGAUUAUUGGCACCUACGCACAGACUGAGAUGGGGCACGGUACACACAUCCGUGCUCUUGAAACCACUGCUACAUAUGACCCUUCCACCCAAGAGUUUGUUUUGAACAGUCCAACGAUCUCCUCAAUUAAAUGGUGGCCAGGAGGAUUGGGUAAAACCUCAAACCAUGCUAUAGUCCUGGCUCAGCUGUACACCCAGGGCAAGUGUCAUGGCCUGCAUGCUUUCAUCACACCCAUUCGCUGUAUGAAGACACACAUGCCACUUCCAGGUGUGGUCGUUGGUGAUAUUGGGCCCAAAUUUGGUUUUGAUGAGGUGGAUAAUGGCUAUUUGAAACUGGAAAAUGUUAGAAUUCCACGAGAGAAUAUGCUUAUGAAGUAUGCCAAGGUUGAGCCGGAUGGUACAUAUGUGAAACCUCCUAGUGAUAAGCUCACAUAUGGCACCAUGGUGUUUAUUCGCUCCAUGAUAGUGGGAGAGUCAGCACGAGCUCUCUCCAAAUCCUGCACUAUUGCCAUCCGUUACAGUGCAGUCCGACACCAGUCUGAACUACGCCCAGGUGAACCUGAGCCACAGAUCUUGGAUUAUCAAACCCAGCAGUAUAAACUAUUUCCUCUUCUGGCUACUGCAUAUGCCUUCCACUUCGUGGGGCAGUACAUGAGUAAAACAUACCAUCGCAUCUCAGGAGACAUCAAUCUGGGUGACUUCAGUGAGCUUCCAGAGCUGCAUGCCUUGUCAGCUGGUUUGAAAGCUUUUACCACCUGGGCAGCAAAUACUGGCAUUGAGGUAUGUCGUAUGUCAUGUGGUGGUCAUGGCUACUCCCGCUGCAGCAGUUUACCUGACAUCUAUGUCACUUUUACGCCAACCUGCACUUAUGAGGGAGAGAAUACGGUUAUGAUGCUGCAGACAGCUAGGUAUUUGGUGAAGAGCUACAAGCAAGCACGGGCAGGACAGCAGUUGACUGGCAUUGUGUCUUACCUGAACGAAUCUCAGAGCAGGAUACAGCCCCAUUCUGUGUCUACCCGGCCUAAUGUUGUCAGUAUUAAUGACCUGGCCAGCCUUGUCGAGGCAUACAAGUUCAGAGCUGCAAAGUUAGUUGAAGUGGCAGCUAAGAACCUUCAGUUGGAGCUACAGCACAGCAAAAGCAAUGAAGAUGCCUGGAACAACAGUUCCAUUGAUCUAGUCAGAGCAUCUGAUGCCCAUUGCCAUUAUGUGGUGGUGAAGCUCUUUGCUGCUAAACUGAGUGAGAUUGGAGAUGAGGCUGUCCACUCAGUACUCAGCACUUUGGCUCUGCUUUAUGCCCUUUAUGGAGUUGCACAAAAUUCUGGGGACUUUUUAAAGGCUGGUCUGCUAAGUGUUUCUCAGCUGGAUCAGAUUUCACAGAGGCUGAAGGGUCUCCUCUUAGAGAUAAGGCCCAAUGCAGUGGCUUUGGUUGAUGCCUUUGACUACCGUGAUGAGAUGCUUAAUUCUUCUCUGGGACGAUAUGAUGGCAACGUCUAUGAGCACAUGUUUGAGUGGGCCAAGAGGUCACCUCUCAACCAUACUGAGGUCCAUGAGUCCCACAACAAGUAUUUGAAGCCACUACGAUCCAAAUUGUAAUUAGUGCAUUUAUAGAAGAAAGGGAAAAGUCUGUCUAUUAAAAAAUGUUAGAGAAGAAAAUAAUGUUUGCUUAUAUUCUAAAUGAAUGAGGUUGCAUUCUCCAUUCUAAUAAUUUAUAACAGUAAUCCAUGAUUUCUUUGUGCACAUAAAAUGAAUGAUAGUUUCAAGUGAACAAAUUUUAGUUUUGUUUCGUAAUUGUAUCGAUUCUGGUAUCAUGUAAUGUUUGCUAAUUAUUUUGAGAGAAUGUGAUGUUUCAGUAAACGUACUUCUAAUGAUUUGGACUUUGUGAAAAUGGCUCUGUACUGAAUAAAUAAAAUUUGGAUGGGUAUGGUAAGACAUACAUAUCUUUAUGAAAUCAUGCCUUAAGACCCACAUACAAGAAUGUUUUUUUUAUUAUUAAAAUAAAUAGUAGUAUAGUUCCAUUUCAGUGAUUUAUAAUUAUUAGAUAUUGUAUUGUGAACUGACCACGUUAUAUUUGUACCACUUGUCAUUUGAACUCUUAUGCUGCAUUAAUAAAUGAAUCAUUUAACAUUUACAAUGAAA